Dermacentor albipictus is the source of this 2018-nucleotide messenger RNA. RefSeq names its product tRNA wybutosine-synthesizing protein 2 homolog. Gene Ontology annotation, biological process: wybutosine biosynthetic process; tRNA methylation. The record is from RefSeq and is a predicted model, not a curated record. Lineage: Eukaryota; Metazoa; Arthropoda; Arachnida; Ixodida; Ixodidae. Gene Ontology annotation, molecular function: tRNA methyltransferase activity. Gene Ontology annotation, cellular component: cytoplasm.
CACGCGUGGAGUUUGUUUACUUUAGUUUACUUGUUCAAGGCUGUUCAAGGCAAGAGUUUAGAGCACGGUGGCACGGCUUUGGUUUCUGCCUGAAUGUGUCUGAUGGUAAAAUUAGGUUGAAUCCGUGCUCUAAAAUACGACUCGAAGGCGUCGUAACCGUGAAGGUUUGCUCGGCACGUUCGUGUUGCAGCGUCGAAUACGGCAAAUGCGUUUCGACGAUGGGCCGAACAGAGAGCGAGCCCGAGCGUCUGCGACGCGGCGUUCGGCACGUUUUGAAGGCGACCAGCUACUCCAACGAUGAUGUACAGGAGCUGCUCGAGAAAGUGCCGAAGCGAUGGCAGAGACACGGGGACUUGGUGAUCCUUAAACGGGACGCCUUUGACGAUCGCCGUUGGGACCCUGUCCGGGAAAUGCUGUGGGACGUUGUAUGCGAUGCCCUUCGUUGCAAGAGGCUAGCACUAUCAGGCAGGAUCACAGACGACGGACACCGGACGCCCCGGGUAGAGUUGGUGCGCGGAUUCGAUGGCUGGGUCGUGCACGUCGACAACAAGAUCAAGUACACUUUUGACGUGACCAAAUGCAUGUUCAGUGCGGGAAAUGUCACAGAGAAGCUCCGGGUCUCCAACAUGGACUGCCGAAGCGAGGUCAUCGUUGACCUCUUUGCAGGCAUCGGCUACUUCACCUUGCCGUACCUUCUGCAUGCCGGAGCAGCCCAUGUGCAUGCCUGCGAAUGGAACCCUGAUGCCCUAGAUGCAUUGCGAAGGAACCUGCAGCUGAAUGAAGUGCAAGACCGAUGCACUGUCCAUGCUGGUGACUGCAGAGAGGUCUGCCCUGAAGGAGUGGCGGAUCGAGUCAACUUAGGCCUCAUCCCGUCGUCUGCCUUGGGCUGGCUGGCGGCCUGCAGGGCACUCAACCCAGAGCGCAAAAGCUGCUGGAUGCACGUCCACGAAAAUGUGGAGUCGAAGCCUGGCGCAAAAGGAUCCGAGCACUUGGAAGAGCGUGUCCAUCAAGUGUGCGCCACCAUGGCGGAUCUCAUGAGGCAGUGCCAUUCAAGUCGCAACUGGAAUGUUACGUGCACGCACGUUGAGCGUGUCAAGUCGUACGCACCCCACGUUGACCAUGUAGUGAUGGACUUGAAAUUUGAUCAGUCGAUGGCGAGCUGAAUAGCAUACCUACCUGCUGUAGUCUGGUUAACAUUGAUUACGUCCUGGAAAAAGACACCACUUGAAGAGUCUGUAUAGCUCUCCAACAUUUCAGUACCCCCACGGGAAUGUUGACUAGCUUGUCGGUCAAUGCCGUGUCAUGGUGCGCACCUGCAAAAGUAGAGUGUAGGCACGUGUACAGAGCAUCUUAGUGACUGAGCGUCAUCUGCUAAGCUAUUGCAUUGAACCCAAUGUAGCCCUGGCUGUUUAUCAGCUCAUUGAAUUUGCGCCUGCUCAGUGUAACUAGUUGCAUUGUCAUCAACCGUGCUGCCGACGAAGGAGAGUACUACAGCCAUGCGAGCGGCUAUCGUGAGUGGAUACUUGAUCAUCGCCUGGGCUAGCUGCAGCUUUUUCUGCUUCGCGCACCUUCACAUUCGCAGUGUAUAAUAAGUGUGGCUGUGGUUGCUUUCACGACGACCUCCACAUAACCAUUGUGCGCACAUGUGUGCAUUUUCGUUCGCGUUGGAAGCGGAUAAAGCUGCAGGGGGUAUGCAGAGCUUAACAGAAUAGCCUAGCACACAAUGCUCAGACAAGGGUAUGCUUCGUGUGAAUGUGCCUGCUGUUGCUAACUUCGUAGGUGCGCGCCGCGACUUCGCAUUUACCGUCGUGUUGGUCGGCGCUGCUUCAAGAUCAUUAACGUCUUGGAGACCUGUACCUACCAGCCUCCCGUUGGGUCGCGACUUGUCAUCACAAACAGUGCCUCAAUUGUUACAUUUGCACAAAAUGCAGAAAUGUUGUGAUGUUCUGUAUUUGCCUUCUGCCGAGGUGCCUGCAGGCCAUUUGUAAAAUAUGCAAUAACCACAACUUUAUUUGGAA